AGCUGCUGAUGUGUGGCUUAUACAGCGGCAGGAGCAAAAUGGAUUCAGGAUUCACAUUGCUCAGCUUUCAUCUCUGUCAGACUUCAACAUGAUAUGGAAAGGAAAGGCAGAGAGGAUGGAUGUAGACGGCUGAAAUCACAGGGCUUCCAAAAUAAAAAAAGGGUUUUACCUCCCUGCAUCAUAACGUACAAGAAACUCCACUGUCCAGAAGAGAUGGGUGCUUCUUACUGAGGAAAUCAGGUUGAAGUUACUCAGAAUAAAAAGCAAUCAUGUCAAAAAAACUGCGUAAUAAGGGCGAAAAGCCCGAAGCCCUAAUACUUGCUCUUCAAGCUGCUAAUGAAGACCUCAGGACUAAAUUAACUGACAUUCAGAUUGAGCUUCAUCAGGAAAAGUCUAAGGUGACUAAAUUAGAAAGGGAGAAGAACCAGGAAAGCAAACGCAUAAAGGAGCAGGAGCAGCACAAGCACACAGUUACUAUUACAGAGCUGAGGGCCAAGCUGCAUGAGGAGAAGAUGAAGGAACUUCAGGCCGUGCGGGAAAACUUAAUCAAACAGCACGAACAGGAAAUGGCUAGAAUGGUGAAACUUAAAGAGGCAGAAAUUUUGAGACUUAAAUCUGCAGUAAAUGCACUGCGUGAUGGCAGCAGUGACAAAGUAAGAACAGCCCUAAGCGCAGAGGCGCGGGAAGAAGCCCGUAAAGUGUUUGAUACUGAGCGCCUUAAGCUUUUACAGGAGAUUACUGAGCUAAAGUCGGCCAAAAAACAGGUAGAUGAGGCUCUCAAUAAUAUAAUACAAGCUGACAAGCUGAAGGCAGGAGAUCUGAGGAGUGAGCAUCAGUCACAUCAGGAAGCAAUUGUCAAGAUUAAGUGGGAAAGUGAAAGGGACAUCCGAAGACUGAUGGAUGAAAUAAAGGCAAAGGACAGGAUCAUCUUCUCAUUAGAAAAAGAACUGGAGACCCAGACUGGCUUCGUACAGAAGCUUCAGCUACAAAAGGAGGCCUUGGAUGAACAACUCUUCCUGGUGAAGGAGGCUGAGUGUAACAUGAGCAGCCCAAAGCGAGAGAUCCCAGGACGGGCAGGAGAUGGAUCAGAGCAUUGUAGCAGCCCGGAUUUGAGAAGGAACCAGAAACGAAUGGCCGAAUUAAAUGCUACAAUCCGAAAGCUUGAAGACAGGAAUACGUUGCUUGUUGAUGAACGAAAUGAACUGCUCAGAAGAGUCAGAGAAGCAGAAAAACAAUGCAAACCUCUCCUGGAAAAGAACAAGUGCCUCACUAAAAGAAAUGACGAACUGAUGCAGUCACUGCAACGUAUGGAGGAGAAACUAAAAACUCUCACUAAAGAAAAUGCAGAAAUGCGAGAGAAAUUUACAUCACAUCCUCCACUUAAGAAGCUCAGAUCGUUAAAUGACCUGGAUCAAGCUGGCGAGGAGCAAGAAAUAGAGUUUUUGAAGUUGCAAGUUAUAGAGCAGCAAAAUAUUAUUGAUGAUUUAACACGCGACAGAGAAAAGCUUAUUCAGGAAAGAAACAUUAAAAGAAGUUCUAAACCUAUAAAGAGACAUCUAGUUGACACGGUUUUUCGGUUAUGAUGAUGAUCAAUGGACUCAGAAACAUCUUCUGUUGCCUCAUUUCGAACAGACAGAACACCAGCCACACCGGAUGAUGAUUUAGAUGAAAGUUUAGCUGCUGAAGAAUCAGAACUGAGAUUUAGGCAGUUAACAAAAGAAUACCAGGCGCUGCAGAGGGCGUAUGCACUGCUGCAGGAACACACCGGCAGUAUCAUAGAUGCUGAGAGAGGAAGCCAAGGUAACCGUGCACAGGAGCAGAUGCAAACGGAAGCUCUGCGCUACAAAGCAAAGAUCGAAGACCUGGAGAAGGCUUUUAGCAGAGAAAAGGGCAGGUUAGACUCACAUUGGGUAGAAGAAAAGCAACUUUUUAUGAAACGAAACCAGGAGCUUUUGGAAAAGAUUUCAAACUGGAAAUCAGAAAACACACAACUGCAUCAAGAUUUGCAAGAUGCUAGAGACCAGAAUGAAUUACUGGAGUUCGAAACCUAGAACCUUGAAGAAAGAGAAAGACGAUCCCCACCAUUUAACCUCCAGAUCCAUCCAUUUUCAGAUUGGCUGUUAGUGCACUUCAGGAUUUACUGUAUGAAGGAAGGUGGUUAGGAUGUCUGCAUACCCAGCAUCUUAUAAAGCAAACUGGACAUCCUAGGUGAUAAUGGGAACCUAAGGAAUGAAGAACAAGUUGCCAUAAUUCAAGCCAGCACUGUUUUAUCUCUGGCCGAAAAGUGGAUACGGCAAAUAGAAGGUGCAGAAGCCGCACUACAUCGGAAGAUGAUGGAGCUGGAGAGUGAUAUGGAGCAGUUCUGCAAACUGAAAGGUUAUUUGGAAGAAGAACUUGAUUACAGGAAGCAAGCCCUAGACCAGGCAUAUCUGCGAAUCCAAGAGCUGGAAGCCACCCUUUACAAUACAUUGCAGCAAGAACCUGUGAUCAAGUUUGGAGAGCUGCUGAAUGACAAGCAACAGGAUGAGCUAAGAAUGGCUGUGGAGAAGUUAAGACGGCAGAUGCUGAGAAAAAGCAGAGAAUUUGAUUGUCAGAUUCUGCAGGAAAGGAUGGAGCUUCUUCAGCAAGCUCACCAGAGGAUACGAGAUCUGGAGGAUAAAACAGAUAUUCAGAAGAGACAAAUCAAAGAUUUAGAGGAAAAGUUUCUUUUUCUAUUCUUGUUCUUCUCUCUCGCCUUCAUUUUAUGGCCUUGA
Messenger RNA from Bombina bombina (fire-bellied toad), 2753 nucleotides. It is a transcript of the gene JAKMIP2, whose product is annotated as janus kinase and microtubule interacting protein 2. Gene Ontology annotation, molecular function: microtubule binding; kinase binding. Lineage: Eukaryota; Metazoa; Chordata; Amphibia; Anura; Bombinatoridae. The record is from RefSeq and is a predicted model, not a curated record.